AUGUUGUUCACCCUUGGAAAGCACGUUCCUCCGACUCUCCAGCUGGGAGGCUGGUACAAGUUCGAUCAUAGUCGCUGGAUAGACCAAGGCCGUUCCUUCCCUUCGCAAGGCUCUUUAAGCGCUCUGUGGAACAAAAACAUCGAUAAGCGUGCCCAGAUCGCAGCAGCUUCUCUGCAUGGCUCUGUGGAUAGCUCUGCCGAAGACACAGACUUGUACGAGGUCUUAGAGGUUGGACGUGGUGCAAGCAAGUCGGAGAUCAAGAAAGCAUAUCAUAAGGCAGCACUAUCUAGCCAUCCGGAUAAGGUGGCCGAGAGCGAGAGAGCUAGCGCAGAAAUCAAGUUCAAAUCAGUCAGCAAAGCCUACGAAAUCCUAUACGAUGAUGACAAGAGACAUUUAUACGAUACCCAUGGCAUGUCUGCAUUUGACAGCGCUCAUGGCAAUGGUAUGGGCGCAGGUCCCGAUCUUGAAGAAAUGCUUUCACAGAUGUUUGGCAUGGGGGGCGGUAUGCCGCCGGGUUUCAGUGGGCCAGGACCGAGAAAGUCCAGAAAGGGUGAUGAUGAGGAGCAUCCCUAUCAGGUCACAUUAGAGGAUCUAUACAAGGGAAAGACCACAAAAUUUGCGAGCACAAAGAACGUCAUAUGUAACCACUGCAAGGGAAGUGGCGGCAAGGAGAAGGCAAAGGCAAAGCAGUGCGCUUCGUGUCAGGGCAAGGGCUCCAAGCAAGGACUACGGUCUAUCGGACCAGGCCUGGUUACCCAAGAAACAGUCGUAUGCGCUUCGUGUAAAGGCAAAGGAAGUGUAUAUGCUCAAAAAGACAAAUGCAAAAAGUGCAAGGGUGAGCGUGUCACAGAAGCACGGAAGGUUUUGGAAAUCUACAUUCCAAGAGGUUCAAAAGAAGGAGACAAGAUAACUCUGGAAGGUGAGGCGGAUCAGGUACCCGAUCAAGAGCCCGGUGACAUUAUCUUCGGCCUCGUGCAGACCGAACACGAGACAUUCAAAAGGGCAGGCGCUGAUCUGUUGGCGGAAAUUGAAAUCACUCUAGUCGAAUCUCUAUGUGGCUUUUCGCGAGUGAUCGUGAAGCACCUGGAUGGUAGAGGUCUCCACAUCCAACAUUCUCAGCCUAAUGCACGUGUUUUGGAGCCGGGCCAAGUCAUCAAGGUGGUGGGUGAAGGAAUGCCUCACAAGAAAAGUGAGUUAAAGGGAGAUUUGUACUUGGUGGUCAAGGUCAAGUUCCCAGAGCAUGGAUGGCUUGAAGACAAGCAGGUACUUGCAAAAUUGAAAGAACUCCUACCGACUCCCGAAACCCCAAUACAAGCUGACGUCGUUGAUGAUGUUGCUUACGACGAAACUGCCAACUUGAACGAGUUCGGAGCAAGUGCCGAAGGCGACGAAGGGUGGGUUGACGACGAGGAUGAAGAAGAAGGCGAGGCUCAAUGUGCCCAGCAGUGA
Messenger RNA from Letharia columbiana, 1449 nucleotides. RefSeq lists its product as uncharacterized. Lineage: Eukaryota; Fungi; Ascomycota; Lecanoromycetes; Lecanorales; Parmeliaceae. Bases 1 to 1449 code for a protein of 482 amino acids. The transcript is spliced from 6 exons. Gene Ontology annotation, cellular component: cytoplasm. Gene Ontology annotation, biological process: protein refolding. Gene Ontology annotation, molecular function: Hsp70 protein binding. The record is from RefSeq and is a predicted model, not a curated record.